AUGCGGACGCUGGGCGCGAGCCGCGGACUCGGGGCGGAAUACACGCGGCAGCUGCUGCAGCGGCCCAACUACCAGGUCGUCGCGACGUGCCGGCGCCCGGAGAACAGCGCGGAGCUCCAGGAUCUCGCGGCCGAGCACGGCUCCCGGCUGACGGUGCUCCCGCUCGACGUCCAGGACGAGGCGAGCAUCGCCGCGGUCGCGCGGGACGUCCACGCGCGCCACGCCGCCGGCGUCGACCUCCUCAUCAACGCGUCCGGCGUCCUGCACAUCCCCGACACCGGCCUACAGCCGGAGACGUCCAUCAGCAGGCUCGAGCGCGACAACAUGAACUACUCGUUCGCGGUCAACGCGAUGGGUCCGCUGCUGGUCUGCAAGCACUUCGUGCCUCUGAUGCAGCAGCGCAGCGGCAGCGAGUCCGGCGCGGGCGCACGGCCGCGCGUGAUCGCCAACAUGAGCGCGCGGAUCGGCAGCGUCGCGGACAACGGCCUCGGCGGGUGGUACUCCUAUCGGGCAUCCAAGGCGGCUCUGAACCAGAUGAGUCGGUCUCUCUCGAUUGAACUUGAACGGAAGAAAGCGGGGGUCGCCGUGCUGCUGCUGCACCCGGGGACGUGCGACACGGGCCUCACGAAGCCGUUCCAGAAGAACGUGCCCAAGGAGAAGCUGUUCACGCGGGAGCGGGGCGUGCGGCAGCUGCUGGGGCUCAUCGACGGCGCUACGAUCGACGACAACGGGAGCUUCUGGGCGUGGGACGGGCAGACGAUUCCGUGGUAG
Pedinophyceae sp. YPF-701 is the source of this 771-nucleotide messenger RNA. NCBI's taxonomy places the organism in Eukaryota, Viridiplantae, Chlorophyta, Pedinophyceae. The record is from the annotation of a GenBank genome assembly.